Messenger RNA from Diaporthe batatas, 429 nucleotides. RefSeq lists its product as uncharacterized. Bases 1 to 429 code for a protein of 142 amino acids. NCBI's taxonomy places the organism in Eukaryota, Fungi, Ascomycota, Sordariomycetes, Diaporthales, Diaporthaceae. The transcript is spliced from 2 exons. The record is from RefSeq and is a predicted model, not a curated record.
AUGAGAAUCUGGCCAGGCCGUCUGUACGCCGGAGCUGAUCAGUACACGAAUAUGCGCGUGUCGACCCUCGCAAACGCGGGCGACCCCGAUCAGACACAAGUCCCCGACCCAGCGGUCGCCCCUCAAACCAAGAUUCAGCUUCCGGGAAGUGGCAGUUUGGACCAGAACUGGCUUUCCCGGGACCAAGUCCUCGCCGCAGCAUCAUUCGUAGAUAUCCAAGUGCCUGAUGCUAUGACCAACCCUACUUACAUCUGGGCCAACUUCAAGAACGACUCGUUUUGCUUCGCCCCCAGCAGAGGAAGUCCGGAUUUCCUCCAAUACCUUCAGGAUGUCUACCUCUGCUCUGUAUCGAACAUACGGGAUUGUCUUAUUAAACUUACUCCAAGUGACCGUCAGUAUACUACCCAGGCUAGGUGGUUUCGUUUUUAA